AUGUACGCCGCCUAUGCGGGGGGAGCUCCCUCGCAUUAUGCUCCACCCCCGCCGCCGACGUACCUGCAGCCCCAUCCUCCCCCGCCGCCUAUACCUCAUCACGUGCAAGUGCCCCCUGUGGGCAUGGGACAAGAUCCCAGCCCCGUGGCGCACUUUUCGAAGAAAAGAAUAAGGUCAGAUGAAGACGAUCCAACUGGCAGUAAGUUCACUAGAAUGGAAGACGAAAACAUCCAAGACAAGGAACGAUUUGCCAGUAGGGAGAACCAUUGCGAAAUUGAGAGGAGGAGACGGAACAAGAUGACGGCAUACAUCACCGAGCUGUCUGACAUGGUGCCCACGUGCAGCGCCUUAGCCAGGAAGCCCGACAAAUUGACGAUCCUCAGGAUGGCGGUUGCUCAUAUGAAACAACUCAGAGGCACCGGCAACACAAGUACAGAUGGCACGUACAAACCAUCUUUCCUUACCGACCAGGAAUUGAAGCAUCUUAUUUUAGAAGCAGCCGAUGGAUUCCUAUUUGUAGUGAGCUGUGAUACCGGACGAGUAAUAUACGUUUCGGACUCUGUAGCGCCCGUGCUCAAUUACUCGCAGAAUGAUUGGUACGGGUCUUGUUUAUACGACAACGUUCAUCCUGAAGAUGUGGAGAAGGUGCGAGAACAGCUAUCGACCCAAGAACCCCAGAAUACUGGAAGGAUUCUGGAUUUAAAGACUGGUACAGUUAAGAAAGAAGGCAAUCACUCAUCGAUGAGGCUAUGCAUGGGGUCUAGGAGAGGUUUUAUCUGCAGGAUGAAAGUGGGCAAUCUACCUCCAGAAAGUAUGACUGUAGGACACCUAAAUCGCCUUAAACAACGGAAUAGCUUAGGUCCAGGCCGUGACGGUCAAAACUAUGCCGUUGUACAUUGUACAGGAUAUAUUAAAAACUGGCCACCAACAGAUAUGUUCCCAGGUGUUCAAUUGGAUCGUCAAUCGGAAGACGAAUUACACAAUUCGCAUUGCUGUUUGGUAGCGAUCGGCAGGUUGCAAGUUACAUCUACGCCCAACACAAGCGACAUGUCAGGGUCCAGCAGCAACGCUGAAUUCAUAUCUAGACAUUCCAUGGAUGGGAAGUUCACCUUCGUCGACCAACGAGUCAUCGGCCUCUUAGGCUACUCCCCGCCCGAGUUAUUAGGCAAAAGUUGUUUCGAUUUCUUUCAUCCGGAAGACCAGACUCACAUGAAGGAGAGCUUUGAGCAAGUGUUAAAACUAAAAGGACAAGUAUUAUCCGUGAUGUACCGGUUUCGAGCAAAGAAUAGGGAAUGGGUGUGGUUACGAACCAGUGCAUUUUCCUUCCUUAACCCUUACACAGACGACGUAGAAUACAUCGUAUGUACGAAUACAACGGCAAAAUCUGUCCAUGCCCCAAGCGAUGCACCGGCAGAAGCGCCCGAACAAGUUAGUUAUCAGCAACCGGGUUUGGACUACAGUUUGCAAAGGCGCGAUCCAAUAUACUCGCAUAUGCUUCCCACUACACAUAUCCAAAAUGAGUACCUGCCUAUGUCUACAACUACAAGUCCUGAUGAUUCUCGAUACCCAAGACUGUUAGCAGAUCCGCAGCAAGCAGCUAGACCUAGUAGUGUUCAAAACGUGUAUACUGCCUACGAGCCUACUCCAUCGCCUAUAGCCUAUGGAUCACCUUCACAGGCUAGUGCGACUAGCAGUAACGCCAGUGUAUUAGCAAGGUUAAGUAAAAACAGCACGACAAGCCCCACCCCGGCUGCAGCUGCUUGGACCUUAAGACAACCACAACAAGCCCCAGACGGAUACCAAUACAGUCAACCUAGUCCCAGAUCUCCAGGCCCGACUUACACCCAACUCAGCGGCGGUAGAUCAGGGCCCAAUGCUGCCGCCUCGGCUUACCAAUGGACCAAUUGGCAGAACUCCACGCAGGCGUCAGAAGCGGGACCCGGCUCAUCCGGAUCGGGGCCUCCACCGCAACCGCCUCACGAACUCUCCGAUAUGCUGCAAAUGUUGGACCAAGGGGGCGCAGCUUCUUUCGAAGACCUUACAAUGUUUAACACAACAUUUGAGUAG
Psylliodes chrysocephalus is the source of this 2067-nucleotide messenger RNA. The record is from the annotation of a GenBank genome assembly. Lineage: Eukaryota; Metazoa; Arthropoda; Insecta; Coleoptera; Chrysomelidae.